AUGCUUUCAUUCUUUCUUUCUUUCUUUUCUUUCUUUCUUUCUUUCUUUCUUUCUUUCUUUCUUCUAUUCAUUUUCGUCCUCUUUCUUCCUUUUCUUAUUCUUCUUUCUUUCUUUCUUGCUUUCUUUCUUUUCUCCUCUUCUUUCUUUCUUUCUUUUUCUUUCUUUUCUUUUUCUUCUUCUUUCUUUCUUUUCUUUUUCGUCCUUUCUUUUCUUCUUCUUUCUAUUCAUUUUUUUUUUUGUUUUCCUCUUUCCUUCUUUUCUUCUUCUUUCUUUCUUUGUUUUAUUUGUUUUCGUCCUCUUUCCUCCUUUUCUUCUUUCUUUCUUUCUUUCUUUCUUUCUUUUUUCUUUCUUUCUUCUAUUCAUUUUCGUCCUCUUUCCGUUUUUUCUUCUUCUUUCUUUCUUUCUUUUUUUCUUUCUUUCAUUUGGUUUCGUCCUCUUUCCUCCUUUUCUUCUUUCUUUCUUUCUUUCUUUCUUUCUUCUAUUCAUUUUUUUUUUCUUUUCUCUUUUCUUUUUUAUUUGUUUUCGUUUUUCCUCCUUUUCUUCUUUCUUUCUUUUUUCUUUGUUUUCGUCCUCUUUCCUUUUUUCUUCUUCCUUUUUUUUAUUAUUUGUUUUCUUCUUUCCUUUUUUUCUUUCUUUCUUUUCUUUCUUUCUUUCUUUCUUCAUUUUUUCGUCCUCUUUCCGUUUUUUCUUCUUUCUUUCUUUUCUUUUUAUUUGUUUUCGUUGUUUUCGUCCUUUUCUUUCCUCCUUUUCUUUUCUUUUUUUUUUCUUUCUUUUUUCUUUCUUCUACUCAUUUUCGUCCUCUUUCUUUGUUUUUUCCUUAUUCUUUCUUUCUGUCUUUCUUUCUUUCUUUGUAUUUUCUUCUUUCUUUUCCUCACCUUUGUCUUCUUUUUUCUUUUUCUUCUACUUUUUCUUUCUAACAGUUCCUUCUUUUCUCCUCCUUCUUUCCUUCUUUUCUAUUCAUUUUCGUCCUCUUUCCUCCUUUUUCUUCUUCUUUCUUUUCUUCAUUUAGCCUUCUUUUUUCUUUUUCUUCUACCUUGUUUCUUUCUAACCGUUCUUUCUUUUCUCCUCUUUCUUUCUUACUUCUUUUUCUUUUGUUGUCGUUGUGUGCCUAUGGGCGCCUAUGUGCGUGUGUGUGCGUGCACUAGCUCAUACCAUUCAUAUCUAUCUAUCUAUCUAUCUAUCUAUGACGAUUCCUUAAAUUUCCUAUCCCGUCCCUCCGUCCAACAGAAGCGUCGAUAA
This is a messenger RNA of Acanthosepion pharaonis, 1239 nucleotides long. The record is from the annotation of a GenBank genome assembly. Lineage: Eukaryota; Metazoa; Mollusca; Cephalopoda; Sepiida; Sepiidae.